GGUAAGCUCAUUUCUGUGGAGAGAAAGUAAAACAUAUCAGUCUAAGAAGCUAGGGCAUUUAAAGGCAGUUAAUAUUUACUGAUCCUGGGGCUUUUACAGCCUUCACCCAACAAAUAGAUUAACUCACAGCAGCCCUAUGAAUAUAUCGUAUAUACUUAACACGGUCUUAUCUUAUGUAUCAUUGAUGAAGAGGCUGUUUUAAUUACUCCACAGGAGAUAAUGCAAGCAAUUAAGACUUGCAAAUUUAAGAAAAAAACAACCUGCUCCCAAUGGUGAAUGUCAAUCACUGGAUUUGCAGGUAUAUACCAUGUAGCAGCCAAAUAAGCUUUAAUUCAAACAUCCUCCAGGAUCGAAUACAGGGAGUAAGGAUGAGAGGCUUGAAUGGGUGGUGUUAGAUAAAUCUGACGAAAGAAUAUUUCCUGUGCGAAAGAGCUAAAGGAGACACAUCUGUAGGAGGGGCUAGCUGACAAGGGAGAGUUCCUAACAUAAAAGGUUGUGCUAGCAGCAGACUCAGACGAUUGCCUGCAACUUCAGCACCAUGAACACUUCCUUAGCAAGACUCCAUUUUGCAGGAGGCUAUCAGCCUUCUGACUCCAAGGACUGGAGAUCUAUCCUUCCUGCUUUCUUGGUGGCAAUCUGUUUAGUAGGCUUUGCAGGGAACCUGUGUGUGAUUGGCAUCCUCCUACAUGGUAUUUGGAAAGGAAAAUCAUCCAUGAUCAACUCCCUGAUUUUAAAUCUGAGCCUAGCUGAUCUCUUUCUUCUACUAUUCUCUGCACCCCUGCGGGCAGCAGCGUACUCCAAAGGUGUUUGGGAAAUGGGAUGGUUUGUCUGCAAAUCUUCUGACUGGUUUGCCCACACGUGCAUGGCAGCCAAGAGUCUUACAAUUGUUGUGGUAGCAAAAGCAUGCUUUAUGUUUGCAAGCAACCCAGCCAAGCAAGUGAGUAUCAACAAUUGUGCAAUAUGCAUGGUGCUGGUAGUCAUCUGGGUCAUGGCCUGCCUCUUACCCUUGCCUGAAUGGUUCUUUAGUACCCUUAGGUACCACGAAGGUGUGGAGAUGUGCAUCAUGGACGUACCAGCCCUGGCCCAGGGAUUCACUUCUAUAUUCGUUAAGCUCUACCCUCUGCUCGUAUUUUGCCUUCCUUUGCUCUUCGCUGGGACGUAUUUUUGGAAGGCUUAUUGCCAGUACCAACACAGAGGAACCAAGACUCAAAAUUUAAGAAGCCAGAUCCGAUCUAGGAGACUCACAAUGAUGUUAGUAAGUGUUGCUAUAACCUCUGCUGUCAUGUGGCUACCAGAAUGGAUAGCUUGGGUCUGGGUAUGGCAUUUAAAGAAAGGAAGUCCUGUUCCACCUCAAGGUUUCAUAGCCUUGUCUCAAGUCCUCAUGUUUUCCAUCUCUUCUGCAAACCCCUUCAUUUUUUUAGUGAUGUCUGAGGAAUUCAAAGGUUUCAAGGAUUUCUGGAAAUUGCUAACAUCAAAAAAGCCUCUACCUGACCCAGAUUCUCAAGGAACACCAGCUGGUAACUCACAGAUCAUUUCAGAUAAUGUUCUAUCUCAAGAGCCCUUGCCAUCUGAAUCAGACAAAGAGAAACCUGGAUCUUCCCCUUCUGGUGAGGAGAAAACAAACAAGGAGAUUCCUGUCCUACCCGAUGUGGAACAAUUCUGGCAUGAAAGGGAUGUAGUCCCUUCUGAACAAGACAAUGACCCUAUCCCUUGGGAACAUGACGAUUCUGAAAUAGCAGGUUGUUGUAAAUGAAAUUACAAGUUCCCAAGUCAAGUGAAGAUGUGUAUUUAUUGUAUGUUAUAUUGCUCUCAAGAUUUUGCUAGGUACAAGUCUAGUAAUCAUAUCUUUGCACUUGGUUGUACUCAAAAAAUAUCUUGCUGAUAAAGUUUUCAAAACCAUAUUGCCAAUAAAUAGGGAUACCCUUACAUUAGGUGAAUAUUUAUGAUAUUUAGAAUUUGAAAUAAAAUUUUCAAAUUUAAUG
Molecule: messenger RNA, 1982 nt
Organism: Sarcophilus harrisii (Tasmanian devil)
Lineage: Eukaryota; Metazoa; Chordata; Mammalia; Dasyuromorphia; Dasyuridae
Gene: GPR151
Product: G protein-coupled receptor 151
Exons: 1
Coding region: 539-1753 (404 amino acids)
Biological process (GO): G protein-coupled receptor signaling pathway
Cellular component (GO): membrane
Molecular function (GO): G protein-coupled receptor activity
Source: RefSeq, a predicted model, not a curated record